This is a messenger RNA of Mercurialis annua (annual mercury), 1707 nucleotides long. RefSeq names its product sugar transporter ERD6-like 5. Gene Ontology annotation, cellular component: membrane. The transcript has 18 exons. NCBI's taxonomy places the organism in Eukaryota, Viridiplantae, Streptophyta, Magnoliopsida, Malpighiales, Euphorbiaceae. Gene Ontology annotation, molecular function: sugar transmembrane transporter activity. Bases 104 to 1537 code for a protein of 477 amino acids. The record is from RefSeq and is a predicted model, not a curated record. Gene Ontology annotation, biological process: carbohydrate transport; transmembrane transport.
GGCAUUAAGUAUCUCUAAAUCUAAUUUGCCACUGACCAGUUUUUCUCAAAUUUGCAUACUGCAGCUUCUGGGUAUUGAUCAUUCACUCAAGAAAAUCAAGAAAAUGGACAGGGAAAGCUCAGGAGAAGCCGAAAUAGCAAGUCCCUUUCUUGUAAAAGAAAGAACUCAGUUACACGGUGGAGAUAGUGGCGGCGGCGGCGGCGGUAGUGCAACAAUGAUGGUGGUGAUCAGCACUCUGGUUGCUGUUUCUGGUUCAUAUGUUUUUGGCUCAGCUAUAGGAUAUUCAUCACCCACUCAAUCCGGAAUUAUGCAGGACCUCGACCUCUCUGUUGCAGAGUACUCUGUUUUCGGUUCUAUAUUAACUAUUGGGGCGAUGAUAGGCGCAAUAAUGAGUGGGAGGAUAGCUGAUUCCAUUGGUAGACGAGGUACAAUGGGGUUUUCAGAAAUUUUCUGCAUCAUAGGAUGGCUUGCAAUAGCAUUCUCAAAGGUUUCUUGGUGGCUUGAUGUUGGAAGGCUACUGGUAGGAUAUGGAAUGGGGAUUCUUUCUUAUGUGGUACCUGUAUACAUAGCUGAAAUUACGCCCAAGGAUCUUCGAGGAGGAUUUACAACAGUCCAUCAGUUGAUGAUAUGCUGUGGUGUUUCAGUGUCAUAUCUUAUUGGAUCUUUUAUUUCCUGGAGGAUAUUGGCUCUGAUCGGAAUUGUUCCAUGUCUUGUUCAGCUUGUUGGUAUAUUCUUCAUCCCGGAAUCACCGAGAUGGUUGGCAAAGAAUGGGCUAUGGAAAGAUUCUGAAGCUGCUCUGCAGCGUCUUAGAGGCAAGAAUGCUGAUAUUUCUGAUGAAGCAGCUGAGAUCAGAGAUUACACAGAAACCCUUCAACGACAUUCUGAAUCUAGCAUAUUUGAAUUGUUUCAGAGGAAAUAUGCUUAUUCAUUGAUUGUUGGAGUUGGUCUGAUGGUACUGCAACAAUUUGGAGGGGUCAAUGGCGUUGCAUUUUAUGCUAGCUCUAUAUUUCUAUCAGCCGGUUUUUCUGGUAGCGUCGGGACUAUUGCGAUGGUUGUUGUUCAGGUCCCGAUGCAAGUACUUGGAGUAGUCUUGAUGGAUAUAUCAGGGAGAAGACCACUUCUGAUGAUCUCUGCAGCCGGAACAUGCCUGGGCUGCUUUCUUGUAGCAAUGUCAUUUUUGUUGCAGGACCUUCAUAAAUGGAUCCAAUUCUCUCCGUUUCUAGCACUUGCUGGCGUACUGAUAUUUACAGGAUCAUUCUCACUCGGCAUGGGAGGAAUACCGUGGGUCAUAAUGUCCGAGGUAUUUCCUAUAAACAUGAAGGGGUCAGCUGGAAGUCUCGUGACACUAGUUAGUUGGUUAGGUUCUUGGAUUAUCUCCUUUGCUUUUAACUUCCUAAUGAAUUGGAGUUCAGCAGGAACGUUUUUGAUAUUCUCAAGCAUCUGUGGCCUAACCGUUGUGUUUGUGGCAAAGCUGAUACCGGAGACCAAGGGCCGAACAUUGGAAGAAAUACAAGAAUCCAUGAAUCCAUUUUCGUAAAAAUAAUAAAUUUACUUGGUCUGCAGGCUUUUUGUUGAUGUUUGAAACCUAUCUGCAAAUGUAGUUUUUGACAUUUUGAUACUAUUGUUAUUUCGGGUAUCAACUUUAAGGCUCAUUAAAAAUGAGCUCUUAAAAGUUUAUUUCAAUGAGCUCUUAAAAGUUUAUUUCAA